Molecule: messenger RNA, 5414 nt
Organism: Gadus morhua (Atlantic cod)
Lineage: Eukaryota; Metazoa; Chordata; Actinopteri; Gadiformes; Gadidae
Gene: ppp1r18
Product: protein phosphatase 1, regulatory subunit 18
Exons: 4
Coding region: 154-4224 (1356 amino acids)
Molecular function (GO): phosphatase binding
Source: RefSeq, a predicted model, not a curated record
UCUUACUUUUUAAUGUGGGUGAGAGCAUGUUGACUUGAAAAGUAGCAGAUACUUAUUUUGCAUUAUAAAUGAGGGGGUUUCUUGCAGCUCCGUGGAGGAGGAGGAGGAGGAGCAGGAGGAGGAGGAGGAAGAAGAGGAGGCAGCGUCUUCAUCAUGUCCGUAUCCUCGCUGCCCGAGUGGAAGCAGCUGCUGCUGGAGAGGAAGAGGAGGGAGGAGGAGGAGCGGGAGCGCCGGGAGAAGGAGGAGGAGGAGAAGCUGGCCAGCAUGCCGGCCUGGAAGAGGAGCAUCCUCCAGAGGAGGCGGGCCAAGCAGGAGGAGAAGGGCGGCGACGGGGAGGUGCUGAGUGACAGCGAGAGCUCCGCGGGGGUCCCGCCGGGGAGUGAGCGCUCGCUCAGCCCUGACCCCGCCCCCCAGCGGCCAGACCCCGCCCCCCAGCGGGCCGACAAGCUCCUCCACGACCGCGUCUCCAUGGAGACCAUCGUCCCGGUGCACGAGAACCCGUUUGUCCGCACGCAGAGCGGGGGGUGGCGGGGGGGAGGAGGGGGAAGGGAGAGGAGCCGGGGGGACGGAGGAGGCCCGGUGAAGGAGAGGGAGAGGCAGGUGGAGAGGUGCAGGACGGGGAGGGAGGAGAAGGAGCAGACGAGAGGGAGGAGAGAGGAGGAGAGGGAGAGGAGGGAGCAGGAGGCGGCCCCCUGGGCGCCGAGCCUCCGGACCUUCCGGGCGGAGAACAUCAUCAUCAUCGAGCAGGAGAACCAGAACGCCUUCCAGAGCCGAGCCAGGUGGAGGGAGUGGGAGGGGGAGGGGCCGGAGGAGCAGGAGAGACGAGGAGGAGGUGGAGCUGGAGGAGGAGGAGGAGGAGGAGGAGGAGUGAGGAUGGACCUCAGGGAGCUCUUGGCCGGAGGCGGGAGCGUGACGGAGAUCCGAGCCUCCGAGGUCCUGAUCAUCAAACCCUCGUCCAGCCCGGAGCGGAGCCUCCACCUCCUCGCCUCCGCCCUCGGAGCGAAGGGGGGGGAGGACGGGGAGAGCAAGAGGAGGGACGGGAGGGAGGGGAGACGGGGCGGCGGCAGACGAGGCGGAGGAAGAGAUCCCAGGAGGGACCAGAGCCGAGAGGCCGGCCGGGCGGAGGGGGCGCCGCUGCGUCUGGACGCUGCGGCGGGGGAGCGCGGGCACCGGGUCAGCCAGCUGCUGAGCCGCUUCGGCGAGCACCACCACCACCUCCCCGGCCGCUCCAAGAGCUCCGAGAGCUUCGUGAGGAUCCUCCAGGGCAAGGAGGCGGCGUCCGACGGCAACAGCGAGGACGAGGAGGAGGAGGCCCGGACGCGGGAGGUGAACGGGAAGAACUCGGCGCUCCGCGGCGUUCCGAAACGUUCCUUCAGCUUCUCGGACCGAGCCGCGAUCACCAAGGACAACGGCGUCAACGGUGACGGGCGCCACGGCGACGAUAAGAAGGCGGUCGAGGGGUCUCUAAGGGUCAAGGAACCGCAGGGGAACCGCGGAGAUGACCUCGAGGUGUGCGGCGUUCCGGACGCCGGCAGGGGUGGAAAGGCGGCGGCGGAGGGGGUCCGAUCUGCUGCACGCAGGACCACCGAAAAGGCGGCGCCCCCGGCGGACCGGAGGAGCCUGGAGGCGGCGGACGACGUGGAAGGAGACAAGGGAUUCACGGUGGUCCCGGUCCGGAACACGGAGGGCAUCGCCUUUGCCCGGAGGGUCCCUCUGCGGCUGGAGGGGAGGGCGGCGGUGGCCCGGGCCGUCCAGGGAGGUGGGGGUGCGUCGGAGGUGAACGAGCGAGGGGCCGACGCCCACCUCUACCGCGACGGCCGCGGCGAGGGGUGUCGGCCCGCGCUGCCGGUGGCGGCGGCGGUGGGGACCCCCCCCCGCGGGCUCCUGGAGAUCCAGAUCCCCCGCACCGUCUUCUACGUGGCGGCGGAGGACCCCGCGGAGAAGAGGAGGAGGAGCUUCCCCGGGGACGAGGGCCAGGAGGGGGGCCGGGUUGGCGGGGUUGGGGGUAGCGUGGGUGGAGGCAUGGACGGGGUUGGGGGUGGUUGUCGGGACUGUUGUGGUAGCGUCGGUAGCGUUGGUGGUGGUGGUGGUGGGGGUGCUGAUCGGGGCAGUGUUGGUGGAGGCAUGGACGGGGGCGGCGGCGGUCGUGACGACCACCGGGGCGAGGCGGUGGAGAGGAGGGACAGCUGGCGGGUGGGGAAGCCCUUGAGUCGCGUGGAAUCCCUGCGAGAGAAGAUCCGACAGAGAGAGCGGGAGAAGCGGAUCGAGAGGGAGAGGGAGGGAGCCAUUGAUCUGGAUCUGGAUCUGGAUCUGGAAGGAGAAGGGGAGAUGGAGAGGGAGAGGCCAGGAAAAACCACCGGGAGCGAGACCCUGCAGGACACAAGGUCCGGGGACGGAGCGGAGACCACUGGCAGCGGCCAGACCCCCAGCGGUGUCCGCUAUGAGGCCGGGGGAGCCGAACGCGACGAGGAACCAGAAGCGCCCGCGGCUCAGGCCGAGGACCGCUCCGACAAGCAGGAAGUCCUCGGAACGCAGGCCUCCGCUGACGUCAUGCAGGAAGUGUGCGCGUUUAAAAAAAGCCCACAGCUUCCUGUUUCGGGUUCAUUCCGCGCAGCCGUCGCAGACGAGGAAGUCCCGGUCGCUGCAGCAGCGGAGCCUCCCUCUGAACCUCGCCCCGGAGCCCUGCGGUCCUCGUCCGUCGACCACGACGGAGACGGUUACUACGACGACGACGACGGAGACGGGGUGGACCUGCUGCGGCAUGUCGAGGAGGAGCUGAGCAGGCACGUCGGCUGGCACCGAGCGCACGAGGGCGGCGGCGGGGAGCGACAAGAAGAAGAAGAGGAGGAGAAGGAGGCGCGAGAGGAGGAGGCGCAGAGACAGGAAGCCGGUUCCGCCUCGCCGGACUACUCCUCGGAGGGUCUUAGCCCCUCCCCGCCGCCGUGCCUCAACGCCCCGGGCGAGAUGAGCCGGAUCUACAACGUGAAGGCGGUGAGCGCCACCCGGACCGCCGGGUGUUCCCGGUCGCCGGGAGCGUCGUCGGUGGAGCUGCUCAGGGUGACCCCCCACCUGCCCCCGGCGCUGCUCACACAGCUCCGGGGCGGUGGUGGUGGGGGGUCCCAGGGGGACCUCAAGCCCCGCCCCCCCGGGGACGUGGUGCCCGGGGCGCCGUCGCUGCAGCGGCGCCUGGAGAAGUUCCAGCUGAAGGAGCCGGCGGAGGCGGUGGGCCCCCCGAGAGUCCAUGAACCCAGGGACUGGAUGGCGUGUCGGAGGGACCAGGGCACCUCGUCCCCCACGCCCCGACUGCCCGCCUGGUCCCAGCGAGCGGGCUCCCCCUCCAACCACCAGGGACCGGCCCAGUCCAGCCCCUCCACCCAGCACGGGACCCCCACCACCAGGGCCCCGGACGCCCUCCUCAGGAGCCCGUCGCCCGAGGGGGCUGCGAGGGCGUCCGAGUCCGGCCCCACCCCGUUCUCCUCCCCGGUUCUCUGCUCCCCGGCCCAGUCCCCCAGCACCUCCCCCUGCCCGCCCUGCUCCUCCACCUCCUCCACCUCCUCCUCCACCUCCUCCUCCACCACCUCCUCCUCCACCUCCUCCUCCACCUCCACCUCCUCCUCCAGCCCCUCCACCACCCUGUUCUCCGUCAGGAGCUCGUCCAGGGGCCAGGGGAACCGGGGCGCCACCACCAUCACCAUCUGCCCCAGGAGACCCACUGCAGACGGAGGAGGAGGAGGAGGAGGAGGAGGAGGAGCAGCCGAGGUGACGACCACAGCGACCACCCCGGUCCAGACUCAAACGUCCAACGACCUGGCGCCCCCCAAGGUGGAACCGAAGAAGAAGAGGUUCCCCAGGGUGGAGGAGAUCGAGGUGAUCGGUGGAUACCAGAACCUGGAGAGGUCCUGUCUCUCAAAGAACAGGGACACCGCCAAAAGAGUGAAGGUGUGUUUCUCCGAGGCCCAGCUGGAGCAGGUGUGUGAGUACCCCUCAGAGUCCUCCAUGAUGGCCGCCGCCCGCCUCCAACCCCCCGACCCCGAGGACCUCACCCCCCCGGAGAAGGAGGAGGGGGGCUGGUACGAGGAGGAGGAGGAGGAGGAGGAGGAGGACGAGGGGGGCCUGAGGGGUCCGGAGACCACGGCGACCCGGGUUCUGAAAAUGAGUCUGGCCCUGGGUAGAAGACACGCCCCCCGCCACAUCAUGAGGUCAUCGUCAUGCUCUGCCCAAUAGGAAUGGACCAUGAACUCUUGAGCUGCGAUUGGUCAAAUGGUCCAUAGAAUGCGACGCACGGAUGUGAAAUAUGUCCAGGUUCAGGGUCACCAGGAAUGUUCUUGCAUGAGGGUCAAUGUGGAGUUGAAAUGCAAAGAGUAGGUUUCACGGAAGAAAAUCUAGUUUUAUUGUGUUCAAGGAACAAAUCAAAUCCCAUGUCCACGUUUGUUAUGUCCUAAAGAUUGUUAUGAAGAGAGUUGUGUUUAGUUUCUGGCACUCAGCUUUAGGUACUGGGCGAGGAUCACUUGUCUAUGCAAAGCAGUGUUUUAUUGCGUUUGGCUUCCAAACCCCCUUGUUACAGCUGGGGUAGGCUGUUUUUUUUUCGAGGCUUUGUUUGAAAUUCUCUUUACAUCGCGACAGCAAUCAAUCAAUCAAAUGAUCGAACAAAAAGAAAGUUAAGAAUAUGGUAUCUGUGGCUUUCGCAGGCUUUCCAAUCGAAUUGGAUUGGAUACUUUCAAAAUCUGGAAUACUCUGCCUGGUUUCCCCAAUUGCCUACCUCAGCUUUAACUGAAGGAGCCUAUGUUAAUUUGAUAGUUCGAUAUUUUAUCUAUAUUUACUGAACCCUCAAACGACAGCUCAGUAUUGCCUCAGCCUCAUAAAAGUUUUUUAUGUGCCUGAUGGGGGUUCCCAAACAGAUGCUAUAUCCAUGAGAAAUGUUCAAAUGUUCUUGUUUGAAGCCUUUUUGUCCUUUUUGUUUUUCUGUUAGAGUGUUUGCGCCACCUAGUGGUUAGAACACUCUUUAAGGGGCUUCGUUGAGCCUUAACUGUUCUAAGUGAAUCGCGUGGAUCGACGGCUCCGUCUCAGUUAGCUAGUACAUUCAGCAAACAUGGUUAAAAAAAAUGGUAAACACGUUUUAUUAUGCGUAUAUUUCAUUUAUUGUCCUGCUGCAAAAAAAGUAUGUGUGAAAGGGACUUUUGUGUGAACACAUGCAGUUUGCUACAGAAUUGUAUUCUACUGUCGAUCGUAUCGGACUUGGAGUCGAUUUGUGUUUUGUUGUUUUUGUAAAUUAUUGUUUCAUUUUGGUGAAAGAGAAAGGGUGAAUUAUUAAAGUUGAUCAGCAUUUCAUUCAAUUUUAUUUUAUGGUUGGAGAAGCUGGCUUCAAGAGGGAAAUAAAAAAAGAUAUAUAUAUAAAAAAAUCUGUGAAGUAUGAA